This is a messenger RNA of Cyphellophora attinorum, 999 nucleotides long. Its product is annotated as Nitronate monooxygenase. Gene Ontology annotation, molecular function: nitronate monooxygenase activity. The transcript has 2 exons. Bases 1 to 999 code for a protein of 332 amino acids. The record is from RefSeq and is a predicted model, not a curated record. Lineage: Eukaryota; Fungi; Ascomycota; Eurotiomycetes; Chaetothyriales; Cyphellophoraceae.
AUGCCCAUCAACACAUGGCUCACCACUCACCUUGGGAUGAGAAUACCACUUGUCCAGGGUGGAAUGAUGUGGGUUGGUAAAGCCGAACUCAUCUCCGCCGUCGCCAACGCUGGCUGUCUGGGCUUCAUUACAGCCUUGACACAGCCUACGCCAGAAGCUCUCCGAGCAGAGAUUCGGAAAUGUCGGUCUAUGCUCGAGCCCGACGCUGUGCCGUUCGGCGUCAACAUCACCCUGCUCCCGGCUAUCAAUCCACCGGACUACUUGGCUUAUGCAAAGGUUUGCGUUGAGGAGGGUGUGAGGAUUAUUGAAACUGCGGGUGACCCGAGCAAGAUCCUGAAGUAUGUGAAGGACAAUGGGUGCACAGUCAUUCAUAAGUGCGUCACCCUGAAGCACGCCUUGCGGGCAGAGAAGCUGGGAGUCGACUGCAUCUCGAUCGACGGCAUCGAAUGCGCAGGUCACGGAGGCGAAUACGACACGACAUCGCUGAUGCUAUUGUCACUUUGCGCGGAGCAGCUCAAGAUCCCGUAUCUUGCGUCGGGAGGAUUUGCGAACGGGCGGCAAUUUGCGGCCGCGAUCGCGCUUGGCGCGGCUGGUAUCAAUAUGGGCACGAGGUGGAUGGCUACGAAGGAAGCGCCGAUCCAUGAAGCGGUAAAGGACGCUAUAGUCAAGGCCACCGAAAAUGACACAGUGCUCGUGCUGCGGAAGUUUAGGAAUACCACCCGGUUGCACAAGAAUAAGGUCAGCAUGGAAGUAUUCGACAUUGAGAACACGAAGCAGGAUGUGGAGUUCAAGGAUGUGGCGCAUCUCAUGAGCGGGCAGCGUGGAAAGGGCGUGUAUGAGACUGGUGAUGUUGAUGCUGGUGUGUGGAGCUUGGGAAUGUGUGCGGGUUUGAUUCAUGAUGUGCCCAGCUGUAAGGAGUUGGCAAAGAGGAUGGAAAGUGAGGCUGAGGCCAUAUUUGACAAGGCGAACUCGCAGAGGACUCCUAGAGCUAGGCUGUAG